Messenger RNA from Vitrella brassicaformis, 4749 nucleotides. The record is from the annotation of a GenBank genome assembly. Lineage: Eukaryota; Vitrellaceae.
CUGUUGACGAGCGAGCGAACGGAGCACGAGGCAUACAUGUACGCAUUGCCGAUCAGGUGCACACAGGGAGACACACGCCGGGGUGGCAUUGGCAUGGCAUGGCAUGGCAUGGCACAGAGAGAAAGGAAAGAGAGGAAGAAAGAGGGGCUGUCCGGAUGAAUGAAGAGACACACGCUGACUGAUUGUCUGGCUGUCUGUGGCGGUAGGCCACCUCAACACACACACACACACAUAUCGACAGAGAAAGCGAUCAUCUCAUAGCUAUGGGCGAUAUAAACACGUGUACGUGUGCGGAUGUGUUUACACACACAUCCAUCCAUCCAUAUGAAUGCAUGUAGACAUUGCCUACAGACUCUCUGUCCGUCAACCAGACUGUCAAGAGCUUAAAAGUGCACUCACACCCACACACACACUCACAGACAGACAGACAGACAGACAGCAACCGACGAGGGCAACAGCAGCUCCGGCCGGCCUGAAAAGAGAGCAAAUGGGUCGGCCUUGCUGCCUGCCUGCCGCGCUAUGCCUGCUAUCUGAUGCUCGUCAUGUCCUUUGAGCCUUGCGCUGUCACGGGCUGAUGCGAGCGCAUCAUGGCAAGAAACUCCUCGAAGUCUAUUUCGCCGUCUGAUGCACGAGCACACAGAUAGAGCAAACACGAGUGCAUCCGCCCAUCGGUCCAUCCAUGGACAGCUCAGGUGCUGCCUGCCUGCCUACACACCUCCGUUGGUGUCGGCCUCGCGGAGCACAGCGGCAAUUGUGGCCCGGCCGACGGCAUCGUGCACGUUUUGCAUGCCCAGCACCUGCCUCAACUCGUCCUGAGAUAUCCGCCCGUUGCCGUCCUGCCGUCAGCCAUUAGGGGACAGCACAGCACAGCACAGCAUGUCAGGCAGUCACUCAUUCACGCACAAUGGAUGGGUGGGGUGUGUGUGCGCACCAGAUCGAAGACCCGGAAGGCUGCCCAGCAGACGUCCUCCUGUGCACCCAUGCAUCGCAUCGAUGGACACAUUUAUAUGUCUCUAUCUGUGUCUAUCGCGUUCAUUGGAUUGCAUUGAGAGGGUACCUGGAGGUAGAGUUUCUUGUCUAUUGUGGCCGCAAUGAACUCUGGUUGAUGGACAGAGAGAUGCACCACACAGAGAGAGGGAGACGGCCAUACAUACAUACAACAGUAUGUGGACCAUCCAUCCAUCCAAUGCACCAGUGUAGUCGAUGACGCCAGAGCCAUCGCUGUCGACCUCCUCCAUGAUCUGCUGCAGAUCCUGAGGCACGUCCUUCCAACCUACAGGACAGACACUCGUACUGUCACUUCUCUCUCUCUCUCUCUCUCUCUGUGUGUGUGUGUGUGUGUGUGAGUAUACCCAUUCUUAGCAGUCCCUCCUUGACCUCCUGCACGGUGAGUGUGCCGCUAUUGUCCUUGUCAAGCGAGAUGAAGAUCCUCUUCAGGUGGUUGAUCUCAUCCUCUGCAGCAGAGGAUGGCAUACACACGCACGGCACACAAAAGCAGUGGCGUUCAUCCAUCCCAUCCAUGGCAUACGCACCCACCUGACAAGUGCUGUGCGAUGACAGUGAGUGCAGCCUUCUUGAGCUUGUUCUGCGCCCUGAAGUUCUGCACACAUGCAUACAUCCGACACGAGCCAUGCACACACACUUGUGUGGGAGGGUGCUUGUGGCUCGUGUGGCUCACUCUCAGGUUUUCCAUGAUGCCGUGUGUGAGGGAUGCGUUGGUCGAGUUGGCCGCCAGCUCCUGAAUCCACGGGUGGGACAGCGCCUGCUUGGCUGUGAAGCGCUCCUGAUACAUCCCACCCACACAUCCAUCCAUCCAUCCGUCAUGCUCGCGUGUGCGUGUGUACCUUGGGGUGCAUCUUGAGCAGCUUGCGAAUCAGAUCCUUCGCAUCUGGCGGUGUUGCGGGAAAAGUUAUGUACAUAAGUUCCGCAUUGGUCUGAGCAUAGCAUACCUUCGCUGAUGUUUUUCCAGUCCGGCGCGUUGAACGAGUAGUUGCCCAGCCGCACCUUGGCCAACACGUCUGCAGCAAGGCAUUCGUGGCACGCAGGGAGCCAACAAGACUCACUCACUAGACAUCCAUCCAUGCGUGUGUGUGUGUGUCGUGUGUGCGUUGGUGCGUGCCUGCGUCGGUGUCGCCGUAGAAAGGGGGAUACCCACCUGAAGGUAAUGUCAACACGCGCACCGUGUGCAUCCGUGUGCUGUGCAAACUCUCUCCCAAUCUCUCAAACUCUCUCCCAAUCUCUCUCUCUCUCUGUGCGUUUACAUCACAUAUGUGUGCAGUGCUCACACAAGAGGAUGUACAUGAUGACCCCACAGGACCUAACCGCACAGCGCACAUAUCAACACACAUACAUUCUCACAUACAUACAUGUUUCUAUGCCUCUGCCUCCAUAUGUCUGUUUCGUGAGCACCACAGAUCGCAUGUUUCGUCAUACUUGCCCGCCAGCACCUGCGGCGCCACGUAAUACGGCUGCACGCACCAAGGAAGGAACCAAGCCACGUACACAUGCAUGCGUACACACAUACUUUUACAUCCAGACAUAUGUGUAUGUACGUAUGUAUGUGCCCUUUAUUACCGUGCCCGCCUUGGUGCUUUUGGUCUCAUUGGUCUUGAAUCGACACGAGAGGCCGAAGUCGAUGAUCUUCAACGGACUGUGGUGGUCCUGCACAUACGCACACACACAGUCAGACAGACAGACAGACAGACACACAGAUGUGGUGUAAGGUGCGUGUGUGGAUGCUGUGCGCAUCUCUCUCCUCCCUCCCUCCCUCCCUCCCUCCCCAUCCACUCAGCGACCCACCGACCUUUGACAAGAACAGGAAGUUCUCAGGUUUGAGGUCUCUGUGCAUGAUGCAGUUGGAGUGGCAGUAGUGGAUGGCAGAGAACAUCUGCUUCAUCAACUGCAUCAUACAUAAUGCACACACACACAGGCACAUGCACAAAAACAUAUAUAUCGCUGUGACGUGACUUGACGUGUGUAUGGCUGGCUGUGUUUUGUUUGUUUGGUGAGUGCAUCCGUCCGUUUACCUGUGCGGCGUCCUUCUCUGUGAAAUGCCCCUCGUCGAUAAUGCGAUCAAACAGCUCGCCCCCAGUACACAACCUAAAACACAGAAACACGGGAACACGGGAAUAGGCAGGCAAAAAACGCUAACCGACGUGUGUCAAUGCUUUGUCUGUCUGUCUGUCUGCUUUGUGUGUGUGCUCUCGCUGACUCCAUGACUAGGUAUAUAUUCCUGUGGUCCUCAAAAGUCUCGUAUAGCUUGAUGAUGUUGGGGUGGUCCAGGACCUUCAUGAUGGCGAUCUCCUGCCGAAACCUGUCGAUGUUCUUCACCUGCACUCAGAACACACACGCACACAUCCAUCCAUCCAUCCAUCCACGCGUCUGUACUUGGCAUUUUGAGAUGGUCUUGACUGCCCGUAUCGCACCGGUGGCCUUGUUGACCUGCACAGACGUACGCCAUGUGUGCAUGGGUGGCAUUUCCUUGCGUCGCCCGCCUCUCUAGCGUUCAUACCGCCUUGCACACGCUCCCAUACGUGCCUUGUCCCAAUUUCUACACCAACAUAAACACCACAGAUGAGUGAACAUACGAGCAUCCAGCAGCACAGCACACGUGGUGCCUUGUGGACGGACCUUGGUCUCCAAAUCAUACACCUGCACAACCACACACACACACACAGGCGUUCACUCAGAGUGCCAAAAAUAACACAUGCAUUCGCAUGUGUGUCGAUUUGUAUGUAUAUCGUGCGGCGCGUACAUUGGUCAAUAUGCCGCUAUUGGAAAGGAUGAAAUUCGACCUGCGUGUAGUGUAGCCAGCGAUGAAUCAAUCCAUAGAUUGACACAUCCAUUCAUCAACGCUGAGUGAGUGAGAGAAUGGACGGCUGCGUGGUUACCUUGAGAAUCCCUCCCCCUUGCCGCUCUUGUCGACCGACAGAGCAGACGACCCCCCAUCGCCCUCCUUGACCGUCAAAGCCUGACAUGGACAGACAGACACACAUGGAUGACACACUCGCAUACCCACUCAUAUGUUGAAGCCCUUGUCUGUCUGUCUGUCUGUCAGUCAGUGUCAACGAUGAAUGAAUGUUUAAGGUGCGUACCUUUUGCCUUCCCCUUUGUCGUCUCGACUGCCGAUUCCCCAUCUCUCUGCCGACAUAUGCACACACACACAAUGCAUGGCAAUGGCAAACCAGCACAGACUCACCUGUGAAGGAAAAAUAGCAAGCCCUGCCAGCGACGAGCUCACUCAGCAACCCAACUUUCCCAGAAGGCCUCACCCCGCAACCGGCUCACUCCCAGAGGACCAAAGAGAGUGAGAAAUAACAACUGACUCUCUCUGUCUGCUCGAAACCCUUCCUGCACUCAGCAGCACAUACACUGUUGUCGAGGAAGAGGGGAAAGAGAAAAUGGGGAAGAGGCUACUUGCGCGCUUAGCCGUGAGGCGCGAGCUUUUAAAUGCGAUGUCCAACAACCGCAAUGAAUUUCAAGUUGCGUGCAUGUUAGCAUUAGUUGACGCUGCCGAGGAAGCAGCGGAAAGCGAACCCCUACCCCAAACCGAAGGAAAAACCGUUAAGCUUGCGGCGAGAAUCGCGGCGAGAUUCGCGAUCUUGGCCGCCUCCGAUUCAAGAACCGAAUCGUCGUGCCAGUUCUUCUCCGUUCUCAUCGUUCUUCUCACUUCGCCCUCGUUUCUUACUCUUCUGCGUCGAAGUGAGAACGCUCUUGUGGUGUGUUUCGCCCAUUCAGCGUUCUCCCUGC